This is a messenger RNA of Cyclopterus lumpus (lumpfish), 2894 nucleotides long. It is a transcript of the gene unc5c, whose product is annotated as unc-5 netrin receptor C. The record is from RefSeq and is a predicted model, not a curated record. The transcript has 17 exons. The coding region runs from base 1 to 2811 and encodes 936 amino acids. Lineage: Eukaryota; Metazoa; Chordata; Actinopteri; Perciformes; Cyclopteridae. Gene Ontology annotation, molecular function: netrin receptor activity; protein binding. Gene Ontology annotation, cellular component: membrane. Gene Ontology annotation, biological process: netrin-activated signaling pathway.
AUGACCCUGGCAACCACCAGCUGUCUCCUGCCAGAGUGCAGCCAGAGAGGAAGUGAAGUUGAGGAUGAAUUCCUUGGACUCGGUGAUCUGCCGGAAACCUUCCCUUCAGAUCCGCCCGAGCCGCUGCCAGUGUUUUUGAUGGAACCGGAGGAGGCCUAUAUUGUCAAGAACAAGCCGGUCAACCUGUACUGCAAGGCCACGCCUGCCACCCAGAUCUACUUCAAGUGCAACAGCGAGUGGGUUCACCAGAAGGAGCACACUGUGGAGGAGCGGGUUGACGAGAACUCUGGACUGGUAGUGAGAGAGGCCAGCAUCGAGAUCACUCGGCAGCAGGUGGAGGAGUUGUUUGGGCCUGAGGACUUCUGGUGUCAGUGUGUUGCCUGGAGCUCUGCAGGGACCACCAAGAGCCGCAAAGCCCACGUCCGCAUCGCUUACCUGAGGAAGACAUUCGACCAGGAACCUCUUGGAAAGGAAGUGUCACUCGAACAGGAAGUGUUGCUCCAAUGUCGCCCACCUGAAGGCAUCCCAGCUGCUGAGGUGGAGUGGUUGAAGAACGAGGAAGUUAUUGAUCCUGCAGAUGACAGAAAUUUUUAUAUCACCAUCGAUCACAACCUGAUCAUCAAACAAGCCCGCCUCUCCGACACCGCCAACUACACUUGUGUCGCUAAGAACAUUGUGGCCAAGAGACGCAGCACCACCGCCACGGUCAUCGUCUAUGUGAACGGCGGUUGGUCGACAUGGACAGAGUGGUCAGUGUGUAACAGCCGCUGUGGCCGCGGUUACCAGAAACGCACACGCAGCUGUACCAACCCAGCCCCACUCAACGGCGGCGCCAUCUGCGACGGGCAAGGCAUUCAGAAGCUGCCGUGCAAUCCUCUCUGCCCAGUGGAUGGCCUGUGGACAGAGUGGACUAAGUGGUCCACCUGUGGGACAGAGUGCACCCACUGGAGAAGGAGAGAAUGCAGCGUUCCAGCACCCAAAAACGGGGGAAAGGACUGUGAGGGCAUGGUGCUCCAGUCCAAGAACUGCACCGAUGGGAUGUGCAUGCAGAGUUCCUUAUAUCAGAAGUCCUCUGAGGCAAAAGACAAGAAUGAUUUUGGAAAUCCAUUGGCGCCCAGUACAGAUGAUGUCGCUCUGUAUGUGGGUAUUGUCAUAGCGGUGAUCAUGUGCCUGGUUAUCUCGGUCGUCGUGGCGCUCUUCAUCUACAGGAAGAACCACCGUGACUUUGACUCUGACAUCAUUGAUUCCUCCGCCCUCAAUGGAGGUUUCCAGCCAGUCAGCAUCAAGACCGCCCGCAAAGCUGAUCUCCUCACAUCACCCCCUGACCUGACCUCAGCGGCCGCCAUGUACCGUGGCCCCGUCUACGCCCUCCAUGAUGUGGCUGACAAAAUCCCCAUGACUAAUUCCCCUCUGCUGGACCCUCUUCCCAACCUGAAGAUUAAGGUGUACAACUCCUCUGGCUUAGUGACCCCACAAGAUGACCUGGGAGGGGAAUUUUCCUCUAAACUGUCGCCUAAGCUACCGCACUGCCUCCUGGACAGCAAUGAUUGCACGAUGGGCCGUCGCACACAGACCCAGACGUUGCUCCGCUCUCGGGAUCCGUCCUGCACCGCGCUGGGCUCCUUCAGCUCCCAGGGAGGGCACCUCAUUGUGCCCAACUCAGGCGUGAGUCUGCUUAUUCCAGCAGGGGCCAUUCCUCAGGGCAGAGUGUACGAGAUGUAUGUGACGGUUCAGAGGAAGGACAACAUGAGGCCCUCUGUGGAAGAUGGCCAAACAGUGCUGAGCCCUGUGGUGAGCUGUGGGCCCCACGGGGCCUUGUUUACUCGGCCCCUCAUCAUCACCAUGCACCACUGUGCCGUGUUUGACGGCCAACAGGACUGGCUGAUCCAGCUCAAGAGCCAGUCACAGCAGAACCACUGGGAGGAUGUGGUGGUGGUAGGAGAGGAAAACUUCACCACGCCGUGCUACAUUCAAAUGGAUGAUGAGGCCUGCCACAUCCUGACAGAGACUCUGGGAACCUCCUGCCUCGUGGGCCAAUCUCUCAGCGCUGCAACCACCAAGCGCCUCAAACUAGCCAUCUUCGGCCCUGUCACCUGCCCAGCCAUGGAAUAUCACAUCAGAGUCUACUGCCUGGACGACACACAGGACGCGUUCAAGGAGGUCUUACAGAUGGAGAAGCAAAUGGGUGGCAAGUUGUUGGAUGAACCAAAGUCGCUCAACUUUAAAGACAGCACCCACAACCUGAGACUUUCCAUUCACGAUGUCCCCCACACGUUGUGGAAAAGCAAACUCCUCGCCAAGUACCAGGAGCUUUCCUUUCAGCAGGUGUGGUGCGGCUCACAGAGAAACCUCCACUGUUGCUUCACCCUGGAGCGCUUCUCUUCCAGCACUGUGGACCUGGCGUGUAAGAUAUGUGUGCGCCAGGUGGAGGGAGAAGGACAGAUCUUUCAGCUGGACACUACACUUUCAGAGGAUUCCCAGAGUAUUGACACGUCUCUGCUGGACCCGGCCAGUAACAUCACCACACUGGUGGGGCCCAAUGCCUUCCGCAUCCCUGUCUCCAUCCGACAAAAGUUGUGUGGCAGUCUGGAUGCACCUCAGACCCGGGGAAAUGAUUGGAGGAUGUUGGCCCACAAACUUAACCUUGACAGGUAUCUUAACUACUUUGCCACCAAAUCCAGUCCUACGGGAGUGAUCCUCGACUUGUGGGAGGCCCAGCAUUUUCCUGACGGCAACCUCGGCCGCCUGGCCCAGGUGCUGGAGGAGAUGGGACGCCAUGACAGCCUUGUUCCUGCAGCGACUGAACACUGACACCUGCCCACCAGGGAGUGAUAUUCCAGGGGGGAAGAAGACAUAAAAAGAAAAUAAGAGAGGUGGACGCCCAAAAAGCAUCA